UAUCUCGUUUCUUCUGCUUCUGUUUGAGGCGCGUGGGAAGAAUGGCUUCUGAGAUGGAGUCAUCGCUGGAGGCAAGCUUCUCAUCUAGCAGUGCAGUGUCGAAGACAGCAGGGUUUCUGCCUCCGGCCCGCUCCCGCAUCUUCAAGAUCAUCGUGAUAGGCGACUCCAAUGUAGGCAAGACAUGCCUGACUUACCGCUUUUGCUCUAGCCGCUUCCCCGACCGCACCGAGGCCACUAUCGGGGUGGAUUUCCGAGAACGAGCGGUGGAAAUUGAUGGAGAGCGCAUCAAGAUCCAGUUAUGGGACACAGCAGGACAAGAACGAUUCAGAAAGAGCAUGGUCCAACAUUACUACCGAAAUGUUCAUGCUGUUGUCUUCGUGUAUGAUAUGACUAACAUGGCUAGUUUUCAUAGCCUGCCAGCUUGGAUAGAAGAAUGCAAACAGCAUUUGCUAGCCAAUGAUAUACCACGGGUUCUCGUUGGAAAUAAAUGUGACUUGAGAAGUGCCAUUCAGGUACCCACAGACUUGGCACAAAAAUUUGCUGACACACACAGUAUGCCUUUGUUUGAAACCUCUGCUAAAAGCCCCAAUGAUAACGACCAUGUGGAAGCUAUAUUUAUGACCUUGGCUCAUAAGCUAAAGAGUCACAAACCAUUAAUGCUUAGCCAACCCCCUGAUAAUGUAAUUGUCCUGAAGCCUGAACCAAAGCCUGUGAUGACAUGCUGGUGCUAA
Messenger RNA from Chrysochloris asiatica (Cape golden mole), 731 nucleotides. RefSeq names its product RAB33B, member RAS oncogene family (gene RAB33B). Gene Ontology annotation, biological process: Rab protein signal transduction. The coding region runs from base 42 to 731 and encodes 229 amino acids. Lineage: Eukaryota; Metazoa; Chordata; Mammalia; Afrosoricida; Chrysochloridae. Gene Ontology annotation, cellular component: endosome; Golgi apparatus. Gene Ontology annotation, molecular function: GTPase activity; GTP binding. The transcript is spliced from 2 exons. The record is from RefSeq and is a predicted model, not a curated record.